CCCCUGCCGUUUUAGUAACCAGAGGCCGCAAGAAGAGAUCACUUGUAUAUACACGGGCCCCAUCUUUUGAUUUUUAAGACAAAAGAAAAAGAAUCUUCUUCAACAAGUUGUGAAACUCAACCUUCAAAGACACUCUGUUCCAUUUCUGUGGACUAAUAGGAUCAUCUUUAGCAUCUGCCGGGUGGAUGCCAUCCAGGCUUCUUUUUCUACAUCUCUGUUUCUCGAUUUUUGUGAGCCUAGGAGGUGCCUAAGCUCCAUUGGCUCUAGAUUCCUGGCUUUCCCCAUCAUGUUCUCCAAAGCAUCUGAAGCUAUGGCUUGCAAUUGUCAGUUGAUGCAGGAUACACCACUCCUCAAGUUUCCAUGUCCAAGGCUCAUUCUUCUCUUUGUGCUGCUGAUUCGUCUUUCACAAGUGUCUUCAGAUGUUGAUGAACAACUGUCCAAGUCAGUGAAAGAUAAGGUAUUGCUGCCUUGCCGUUACAACUCUCCUCAUGAAGAUGAGUCUGAAGACCGAAUCUACUGGCAAAAACAUGACAAAGUGGUGCUGUCUGUCAUUGCUGGGAAACUAAAAGUGUGGCCCGAGUAUAAGAACCGGACUUUAUAUGACAACACUACCUACUCUCUUAUCAUCCUGGGCCUGGUCCUUUCAGACCGGGGCACAUACAGCUGUGUCGUUCAAAAGAAGGAAAGAGGAACGUAUGAAGUUAAACACUUGGCUUUAGUAAAGUUGUCCAUCAAAGCUGACUUCUCUACCCCCAACAUAACUGAGUCUGGAAACCCAUCUGCAGACACUAAAAGGAUUACCUGCUUUGCUUCCGGGGGUUUCCCAAAGCCUCGCUUCUCUUGGUUGGAAAAUGGAAGAGAAUUACCUGGCAUCAAUACGACAAUUUCCCAGGAUCCUGAAUCUGAAUUGUACACCAUUAGUAGCCAACUAGAUUUCAAUACGACUCGCAACCACACCAUUAAGUGUCUCAUUAAAUAUGGAGAUGCUCACGUGUCAGAGGACUUCACCUGGGAAAAACCCCCAGAAGACCCUCCUGAUAGCAAGAACACACUUGUGCUCUUUGGGGCAGGAUUCGGCGCAGUAAUAACAGUCGUCGUCAUCGUUGUCAUCAUCAAAUGCUUCUGUAAGCACAGAAGCUGUUUCAGAAGAAAUGAGGCAAGCAGAGAAACAAACAACAGCCUUACCUUCGGGCCUGAAGAAGCAUUAGCUGAACAGACCGUCUUCCUUUAGUUCUUCUCUGUCCAUGUGGGAUACAUGGUAUUAUGUGGCUCAUGAGGUCUCAUCUACCAUUUGCAACUGACCUCUUCUGCAAAGGACUUCAGAAACCUAGCACUACCCUGGCUCUGCAAACACGGUUCUCUAGGUGAAGCCUCUGCAGUGGUUUGCAGAAGUACUCAGACGAAUGAACCACAGUAGUUCUGCUGAUUCUGAGGACGUAGUUUAGAGACUGAAUUCUUUGGAAAGGACAUAGGGACGAUUUGCACAUUUGCUUGCACAUCACACACACACACACACACACACACACACACACACCCACACACACACACUCUCUCUCGAUACCUUAGGAUAGGGUUCUACCCUGUUGCUCAGUGACAAAGAAUCACUCUGUGGCGGAGGCAGGCUUCAAGCUUGCAGCAAUCCUCCUGCACCAGUUUCCUGAGUGCCAGACUUCCAGGUGUAAGCUAUGGCACUUAGCAGAACACUAGCUGAAUCAAUGAAGACACUGAGGUUCCAAGAGGGAACCUGAAUUAUGAAGGUGAGUCAGAAUCCAGAUUUCCUGGCUCUACCACUCUUAACCUGUAUCUGUUAGACCCCAAGCUCUGAGCUCAUAGACAAGCUAAUUUAAAAUGCUUUUAAUAAGCAGAAGGCUCAGUUAGUACGGGGUUCAGGAUACUGCUUACUGGCAAUAUUUGACUAGCCUCUAUUUUGUUUGUUUUUUAAGGCCUACUGACUGUAGUGUAAUUUGUAGGAAACAUGUUGCUAUGUAUACCCAUUUGAGGGUAAUAAAAAUGUUGGUAAUUUUCAGCCAGCACUUUCCAGGUAUUUCCCUUUUUAUCCUUCAUGUCCUUAAAAGAAACCAGAGUCAACCAGAAUUAACUGCUUUUGUUGUCUAAGAUGAAUGUAUGCCUUUUAUACUUCAAAGCAAAAGUCAAGUUGGAGGCACAGUUCGUAACUUACUCGUUCAUAUUGAACUUAUAAUGAAUGUCUUUAGGCAACUUUGCCCUUUUACACAGUUCUUGAUAUAGUUCUUAUUUCAAAUGAGAUUAUUUACUGAGUAAUCAUCUGUCCUCACAUAAACAACUUAAGUGAUACUAGCCUUACACAGAACUUCCUCAGAUUCCUGGAAGUGGCUUUUGCUCUUUGGUAUAGAUCUGCUACAGUGGAAUUGAAAAAUAAAAUGUACGUUAGACACACUUGCCUGUAAUCCCUGCACUCAGUAUACUGAGGCUGAAGAACUGAAUUCCAGGUAGCAUGGCCUGGAUAGUAAGAUCCUGUCUGAAACCCACUCCUCCAUCAAUGUGCCCCAAAGAAAUGGAAAACAAGAAGCAGCUAACUGCUGCUUCUAUACUGAAGGUUCCCUUUUCUCUGAGAUGUAAUCCACAACCUACAAGACCAGCAGUGAGCUUAAGUCAAGACAAUCAGAUAUUCUAGUCUGAAUUUAUAGGAGGACAUCGAAUGGCAGCCAAACUUCUCAACGGGACCAGAAUCUGUUGUAUGCCCAGGAAACAGGUCCAUUUUUAUGUGGGUGCUCUCAGAACCAAGCCACUAAAGAAAACAAAGUGGUGGACUGACAAAAAGCUAACAAGACAUUGAAAGCCACACCAAAGAAAAACCAGGAGGGCGGGGGAAGUAAGCUGCAGCAUUUAAUCAGUGGUGAUCGGGCUCACCACGAGACUUCAAAAACAGUUAGUGACAAAAAGGAUCAAUCAAAGGGAAACUUAGAAAAGUAAGUUAUGUUAAAUUAUUGAUUACAUUUGAUAAGCGUUAGUUGUUUUUUUUAAGAUUUAUACUUUUUAUUAUUCAGGUGUUUUCUUUUGCUAAAGUAAUUUUUAAAAACUGUUUAGUUUUAUAAUUUUUAAAGAUUUUUGCCUAUGUUAUUAUAAAUAAAAC
Molecule: messenger RNA, 3112 nt
Organism: Mus musculus (house mouse)
Lineage: Eukaryota; Metazoa; Chordata; Mammalia; Rodentia; Muridae
Gene: Cd80
Product: CD80 antigen
Exons: 7
Coding region: 287-1231 (314 amino acids)
Biological process (GO): immune system process; T cell costimulation; signal transduction
Cellular component (GO): plasma membrane
Molecular function (GO): coreceptor activity
Source: RefSeq, a predicted model, not a curated record